AUGCCCCCCACAUUGACCAUCUCGGACAUUCAUUCCUUGAAGAGGAACGAGGCACUCGAGAUUCUUGGCCGAAUUUCACGCGUCGAGAAAAAGACAUUCCCUACCAAUGAGGCCUUCGGCUUCGGCGAAGAAUUGUGGAGAAAAAAGCCCAACACGCGGGUUCUAUACGCGACUCAUGCAAUUGAAGGGAGACAGUCGGACCUGAUCGCCUACGCGGUCUACGUGCGCCAGAAGGGAGCGGCUCUUUUGCACAAGGUCUGUGUGAUCGAAGCCUAUCGCCGACAGGGCGUUGGUCAACAACUCAUGUCCUACAUUCAGGAACGCCUUCGAAAGGAGGGUUGCCAAUACAUUCAGCUGUGGGUAGAUGGAGCCAGGGAGCCCGCUCGAGCAUUAUAUGUCCGGAGUGGAUUUGAGGAGCGUGAGGUGAUCCCUGACUACUAUGCCCCUGGGCGGACGGGCAUUAGAAUGGUACUGGACUUGGAACGUGAUGGGUGA
Penicillium atrosanguineum is the source of this 495-nucleotide messenger RNA. Its product is annotated as GNAT family N-acetyltransferase. The record is from RefSeq and is a predicted model, not a curated record. The transcript has a single exon. Gene Ontology annotation, molecular function: acyltransferase activity, transferring groups other than amino-acyl groups. The coding region runs from base 1 to 495 and encodes 164 amino acids. Lineage: Eukaryota; Fungi; Ascomycota; Eurotiomycetes; Eurotiales; Aspergillaceae.